Trematosphaeria pertusa is the source of this 1485-nucleotide messenger RNA. RefSeq lists its product as uncharacterized. Bases 1 to 1332 code for a protein of 443 amino acids. The transcript has 3 exons. The record is from RefSeq and is a predicted model, not a curated record. NCBI's taxonomy places the organism in Eukaryota, Fungi, Ascomycota, Dothideomycetes, Pleosporales, Trematosphaeriaceae.
AUGUCUGGUACCGCCAAAUCGCCCAUGAACAGCGCUCCGUGGAGCGCGCUCGGGAGCGCUAGCACUGCCGUUGCUGCCCCUUUAUUGCAUGGAAGUGAGUCGAACAAAGCGACGCCGCCCGCACAAGGCACCAUGGUUACGCAAUCCGCCGCCGCAGAUGAGAAUGACUCCUUUGACCAAGAUGAUGAGGACGACGAGCUCGAUGACUUCAUCGCGUCCGACGACCUUGAUGACAGCAACACGGGUUUGACCGAAACGGCAAGUACGCUAAAUAUCGGUGAAGCUACAAUCGCAGGCUCUGCAAAGCCGUCUCAGCCAUCAACAACCAGUACAAACGCGCCUGAUCCCCCGACCACAAUGCAAGGUUCCUCAUCUGCUACGGUCGGACCGAUACAUCAUGUCUUCGGCGGCAUGCCUCAAGCGGCGCCUGUCGGCACCGAGGCCAACGUCACAGCCUUCCCUCCGACGGCAUACAAGUUGUCUACCCCGGGGGAUAUCUUGAACUCUCUACCUCCUCCUGGGGACUCUCAAUCGCCAACAUCCGGCGCAAAUCCGCCUACUCCUCCGACCGCGCUGCAAGGCAACACACCCAUACCUCCACUGCCCGCAGGCUUACCAGCUCUCUUCAGCCAAUUGAUGAAUGAAAUGGCUGUCGCUAGCGGCGCCGACUCCACAGGUCUACUCCCUAUGCCGUAUACCUUUGCCUGGGGCAAUUUUCCGUCCGCUAUGCCUCCUCCUGGCGGCUCUCAACCCCUAGCAGCCGGACUACAAGCGCCCACUUCCCAACCCGCAACGGUAGGUAGCCCAUUCGAAGUCACACCGCCUCCCGAGGUGCAAACAACAUUAGACCAGCUGAGUAACCAACUCGGCGGAGAGCUCAUAGCCCUGCAUCUUCCGGAUAUCCCGCAUGGAGUUGCCCUUCCUGACCUUGGCUUCGGGCCCCCGAUAUUUUCAAGGUUCGACGCAGUCGCCUUCGUUGGUUCCCUCGAGCAAGUAGAGCUAAGCGCCAUUGCUCCGGAAGAUAACAAGUGCCCGCACUGCUGGCUCAAGGUCCUUUCUGGGAACCUUUACUGGGUUAAAGACGCAAGGAAUACCUUUGGAGAGACUGAUUACGAUGACCCGUUGUUCGUGCCUGAGGUGCCUGAAGAUCCAAUACUGGCCGCGUUGGGAGCUCUACCAUUCGACGAGAGCAGGCCGAAUAACCACCCUGUGAGGACCCCAUGUGGGCAUCUCUUCGGUCGAAACUGCUUGAUUGAGAGCUUGGAGAAAUGCGGGUCCAGGUGUCCGAAGUGUCGGAGGAACUUCGCACCUUUCCCUCAGAGCUCGGGGUAAAAGGAGCAUGGGUCCGGGGAGAAGGCCUGGAGGACAUCUAAGAGGCUACUGGAGGGUAGUAGUAGGGUUGGGAACUGCUUGGGCGUCAUUGAGGUCAUGCCUUUAAUUUCGAGUUGGAGUUAGGCAGCACCGUCUUGAGUAUCUUUAUCUAGG